AUGUUCUCGAGCGGUCUCCUCCUCCUUCUCGCCGCUCGGCUCGUUGAAAGCGCUACUAUCGAGUCGCGUGCAGCACCCACCAUCAAGCUCGAUAAUGGUGUUUUCACGGGCAAGGCUAGCUCUUCACGGACUCAGAGCUUCCUUGGAAUUCCUUUUGCCCAACCCCCGGUUGGAGACUUGCGCUUCAGGCUGCCGCAGCCUGUCUCAGCAUAUAACGGGUCCUAUACAGUUACUUCGUUCGGUCCCUCGUGCCCACAACAGGCAGUCAAGCUUCCUGCACUCACUGGCCUCGUGGAAGAAGUCGUAGAUGCCGUGACCAACUCGAUUUUUGGUAUCGUCUUUCCUUCGGCUGAGGACUGUUUGACGCUUAAUGUCAUCAAGCCCAGCAGCGCUACGGCCUCCUCCAAGUUGCCUGUUGUCGCAUGGAUAUUUGGCGGCGGGUUCGAGCUCGGUAGCCCCUCCAUGUAUGAUGGCACAACCAUUGUUGAACGGUCGAUUUCUAUGGGCGAGCCUGUCAUUUAUGUCUCGAUGAACUAUCGUCUCUCCGCAUUUGGCUUCCUCGCCAGCAAGGAGGUCCGUGCUGCUGGCGUGGGCAACCUUGGUUUACAAGAUCAACGUCAAGCUCUUCGUUGGCUCCAGAAGUACAUCGGGGCUUUCGGAGGCGAUCCGACCAAGGUCACCAUUUGGGGGGAGAGUGCAGGAGCAAUUUCUGUGGCCUCGCAGAUGAUUGGCUACAAUGGCAAUCAUGAAGGGCUAUUCCGUGCUGGCUUUAUGCAGUCAGGGGCGCCCAUCCCAGUCGGACCUCUCGAGAAUGGCCAGAAAUAUUACGAUGCUAUCGUAAGACAAGUCGGUUGCUCUGGAGCUGCGGAUACUCUAGCAUGCUUGCGCACUGUCCCAUAUAAUACUCUCAAAGCUGCUCAAGAUGCAUCACCGUUUAUCUUCGCCUACCAGUCCCUCGUCCUCGCGUGGCUCCCACGUGAAGAUGGUGUCUUCUUUACCGACAACCCGCAGAAGCUUGUACAGCAGGGCAAAGUUGCGAAUGUCCCGUUCAUCACAGGAAACAAUGAUGACGAAGGCACACUUUUCUCUUUGUCAACUCUUAACAUCACGACUGACUCCCAGUUUUUGACCUGGGUCCGCACAAACUGGAUGCCGCAAGCAACUACUGCGCAAACCAACGAUUUCGCGUCUUUGUAUACCAGCAGUCUUAUCGACGGCUCGCCGUUCGGUACUCUGAUUCUGAAUGCAUUGACGCCUCAAUUCAAACGUAUCGCUGCCUUCCAAGGCGACGCUGUUUUCCAAGCCCCACGUCGAUUUUUCCAGCAAGCACGCUCGGGUAAACAGAACCAGUGGGGCUUCAUCAACAAGCGGCUCAAGCUGACGCCAUUCCUCGGCUCUUUCCACUUCACCGACAUCCUCAAUAUCUAUUUCGACGGCGAGCUUACCGAUUAUCUUAUCAACUUUGCCAACAACCUCAACCCUAACGGGAGGACGGUACCAAAUUGGCCAGCGUACACGACUGCAAACCCAAACAUGAUGACAUUCCUCGAUGGUCUGUUCCCGACCUCGAUUACGCAAGACACCUUCCGCAAGGACGCCAUCGCGUAUUUGACGAAUCUGACGCUACAGUCCCCAAUAUAA
Mycena indigotica is the source of this 1641-nucleotide messenger RNA. RefSeq names its product Carboxylic ester hydrolase. NCBI's taxonomy places the organism in Eukaryota, Fungi, Basidiomycota, Agaricomycetes, Agaricales, Mycenaceae. The transcript is spliced from 10 exons. The coding region runs from base 1 to 1641 and encodes 546 amino acids. The record is from RefSeq and is a predicted model, not a curated record.